AUGCGGCGUGGUGGAGCUCCAUCGAAACCUGCCCCACAAGCUGCUCCAGCUCCAGGUCUUCCACCAGAAUUGAGGCCGAAAUUUCCAAGAUUUGACGAGUUUGCACCCGUGGAACAACCGCAGACCCCACAGACUCCACAGACUCCGCCUCCUCAAACUCCAGUGGAAGUUGAUGCACCUAUGAAAACUUUGGAAGGAGAUGCUGCUGAUAAUGUGCCGGUGGAUGCAGACGGUCAGAAUCAAGAGGUUCCAUCAAAAGAUGUCGAAACACCUGAUGCUCAGAAACCGAAGAAGAAGAAAAAGGAAAAACCCAAGAAAGUAGAUGACGGGACAGCUGUGGCGGUAUUUGUGGAUGACGAUGAGGCGAAGAAAGAUGAAGGAAAUAAUGCAGUGGGACUAUUUGUGGAUGAUGAUGAGGAUGAGAAGAAACCAAAGAAAAAAGAGAGAAAAGAUAGACCGAGAGCUGGUCCAACUGAGAAAGAGAAGGAUAGUAAUCGGGAUAAAGGAAAAGAGGGAAAGGACAAAGAUAAUGCAAAAGUUAUCAAGAGACAGAAGCAACCAAAGACGGAGAGCUUGCGCCAAAAAGGAAAACCAACUAAUCAGAGUAAUCGACAGAAGAAGAAUCAAGCGAGUAUGAGAAAAGUGAAUGCUGCAAAAGCACCAAAUCCUGUCCAGCAACCACCUCCAGCAGCUAAAGUUGCUCCGAAGCAGGCGGCACCUCCUGCUCCAUUACCUGCUGCUGGUGUCGCAGUGGUUCCAGCUCCGCCAGUAAAACCAGCAGGACAACCUGGUGCUGUGGAUCCAAGAGCGCCUAAAAUAGUUGCUCCUGUUGCAAAAGAUCCUAAUGAGGGCUUCUUGAAGGCGAUGUACGCGAAGGCAAAGCAGAAGAUAGCGGCAAUGUCGAAAAAUCCGAAUUAUGUUCCGACGAGUGAUACCGCAAUGGCUGAGGAUACUCUUGUUGCAACAGAUGAAGCUAUCAUAAAACCUGAAAUAACUGCUGUUUAUGGUACUCCACUGGACUAUCCAAAAGGCGUUCUUCCCCCGAAAAGCGAUAAAUAUCAUCCGGACAAACUGUUUCCGGGCGGACGUCCAUUCUGGAUGAAUCGAAGCGAGAAACCUCCACAAGCUAAGGUUAUUAUGAUUGGUGAAGUGGAAGCUCGUCUCAAAGCGAAGACUAUCAAGUUUGAGCCGCCCAUUCCGAGAACUGAACCUUUCACUCCAUACUGUCAAGACUUCCAGCUUCUGAAGCGGACGGAUGAACAGUUUUCGCAAAUCAGAGUUCUCCGCAAUACGGCCCGCUCUUGUUGCAUCAUGAAGACCCAUGCGAUAGAGUUCGAAAGAACAAAAAAAGUAAUAAGGCCCAAAACAGGAAAGAGAUUGCCAAAUCGGAGGAAUCCACCAGUUUUACCGACUUAUUGUCAGACAUACACGAGAAAACAAUACAAGAAGAAGCCGGUCCAUACGAAAAAACCGCUUGUCUUUGGAACGAAAGGCAAGAAAAUAAAAGCGAAGAAGAAAGAUUCGAAUUCGUGUAGUAUUGCUGAUUAA
This is a messenger RNA of Caenorhabditis remanei, 1548 nucleotides long. RefSeq lists its product as uncharacterized. The transcript has 11 exons. NCBI's taxonomy places the organism in Eukaryota, Metazoa, Nematoda, Chromadorea, Rhabditida, Rhabditidae. The record is from RefSeq and is a predicted model, not a curated record. Bases 1 to 1548 code for a protein of 515 amino acids.